Molecule: messenger RNA, 3861 nt
Organism: Trametes versicolor FP-101664 SS1
Lineage: Eukaryota; Fungi; Basidiomycota; Agaricomycetes; Polyporales; Polyporaceae
Exons: 7
Coding region: 99-3686 (1195 amino acids)
Molecular function (GO): protein binding
Source: RefSeq, a predicted model, not a curated record
GUACACGAUACAGCUGCUGAACUGCUGGGCGUCGCUUACUGCUUACACCACGCUUGCCUGGAUCAAUAAACUCGGCCGUCCCCGUGGACGCACUUCGAAUGGCUCAGGGAAAGCCAGCACACUAUUGGCGACAACUCAGGGCUGCUCUGACUGCUGGGCAAUGGGAUGCUCAAUUUCCCGCGAAGGAUGUGCACGGCAGGGUGGUCUCAUGGUCCGACCUCCUCCGCAAGUUUAAUAAACAUUGUCCGGGCCACCAGGACGUCGCAGAGCUAGCGUCCCAGACUCACGCGCUAUCACUACUGCUUUCAGCCAACUCUUCGGACCUCGAUGGCUGUGACGUCGGCGCGCCAGGCGUGCUCGGACUAGGAGAUGAGUGCACGCUCGCCGAGGAGCGGAUAGAGGAGGGGCUCGCGGGGUAUACUACACUCAAGCAGAUGGGCGAGAAUGGUUCCGAUUCGGUCAAAGCCGCCUUGGCGUACUACGCGUAUGCGCUUCGCCGCUCGUCCGAGUGUCUGGAACAUCUUGCGCAAGUGAAAGAUCUGUCUGAGGCUCAAGGUCCCGUCUUUCCCUCCGCAACGACCCGCUCGGCCCCUGCGACGCUACAAGUCCCGGGGACCAGCUCUGACACUUCUCUCUCUUCGUCCUGGACAGGCAGCUUCGUCUCCGGGCAGUCGUCUGCCUCCGUCGCGGACAUCAAUGAAGGUCGAACGUGGUCAACUGUGGAGCAAAUCAGAUGCGUCUGUCUGAAAGGCAUGUGCUACGAAAGCCUGAAUGCGAGCGACACGCAAAGAGCUUUCACGACAUAUCUCUCCGCCUCCGCCCUCAUUGCCAACGUCGUCGCCGAGAUUCCCUCCAACGUGCUUUCCACUGCGGCGUCGGCCGAUAGCAGCUCCUUCACGCGUUAUCGCGAACUUUGGAGGUGGAUCGAGCGCGUACUGCGGCGGGGCAUAAUAUUGGGGGCGCGCAUCUGCGAUGCCUCGCGUACGGACGGCCAGAAUGGCGCGCUGUGGACGCUCUUUCAACAGUACCAUGCAUGCAGCGCUCAUUGGGCUCCCCUAUUCCGCCCGGAGCAACGGUCAGCUGUCGCCGUCCUACAUCUACGCGCACUCAUCUUCCAAGCACGCGCCUUGCCCUUGCCGAAACCGAGCUUGGACAGGCCCCACCGGUGGAUCAGCACAGUAAGGUCAGUCGUGCAGGAGUAUCGGGCAAUCCUGAGCGUGAGCACGUCGUUCCCGAAGGCCGGAGAACGGAAUACCAAGGUUGAAGACCUUGUUGACCUUUCCGUGGCCGUGUGGGAGGCAGACGGCGCGGUCGGCGAAUAUGCUGGGUGGGUCAUCGACGUGUUAUGGUGGGCUACGCGCCUCACGUUCAACUCGUUCAAAGUCUUCCGACACAUGAGUCGCCUAUUCUAUGUGAGCGGAGAUCCGGAGCUCGCGAAGCGCACCCUCCGUUUGUACGUGCAGAUCGUCAGCAAGGCGCGGGAAGCGAGUAUGGCGGAAAAGAUGACAGCUACAGCCGAGUCCGAUGGCGCGUUCGGCGCGGGCUCAGACAUCGACACCGACGAGCAAUGGGUGCAUACUCUGGUUCAGGGCUCGAGGAUGCUGUCGCGACUAGCACUGGCCGAAACAGACCCGGGCAAGGCGGUGGAGAACGCGAAAGAAGCGGGGGACAUGCUGGAGAACGCGCGCCUGCGGUUGAAAAGUGACGACAAAGCUCUCGUAGCUAGUGUGGAUCUGGCGGCAGCGAUCUGGCACAUCGUCAUGGCAUAUACGGAGCAGGACGUCCUCACCCGUAACAAGCGCUUCGAAGAAUCGCUCACCCUCCUACAUGCGUCCUUGGAGACACUACCCACUGCAUCUACCCAUCACCAUCUAGCGCUGGCGUACCUUCGGCCCGGGGCAUCACAAGACAUUCAGACCGCUAUUGUACACGCACGCGCGGCCGUCGAGGGCGACCAUUCCGAAGUUCGGCACUGGCAUCUACUCGGCCUCCUACUCACCGCGUCUGGAGACUGGAGAGCAGCGAAGGAAGUACUCGAGAUCGGUGCUAGCGUAAGCGAGUCAGAGCUCAUGGGUGACGAACCAGAGCAACAGCCGAAUGGUGCUACAACCAACGGGGACGUCCCGGAUGGCGUACGCGUGCAUGAUUAUGGAUCAGUAACGGGAGAAGUCAACGGCGAUUCACCAAACGGUGUCUCGGAUUCAGAGCCGAACGGGGUUCUUCCACAAUCUGCGCGGAUACUGCACCAGGACGCUACGGAGCUGCCACCUUCCUGGGUCCUACUGCAACCUCUAGGCGACCGCCCGCCUCCGAACCGACAAGAAGCGUUCGAGCACGCGCUCCAGUUGCGGAUGACACAGUUGACGUUGACGGAAUUCGUCGAGGGGCCAGAGGGCACGGGUGACAAGUGGGUAGAGGUCUUCCAGUGGUUCUCAGAAAGGCGAGAAGUGGGCGUGGAAGACAGUGAGUCGUCACCGGCCGCACUCUCUCCGUCGCAGCACGCCGACGAUACCGCAGGGCGGAUGUCCAUCGAUAGCCGUCGGGCGUCGCAAGAAAUCAAGCCUGCCUCCAUGAUUUCGUCACUGGAGAAGCCCGCCCACAACCCCGCCGUCCGCUCCUCCGGCCUUUUCCCUCCUGUCGAGGAGCAGCCAGAACCCGGUCCGACGCCUUCCCUCGAUGUCUCCAUACCCAUCACGGUCACCCCGGCCUCACCUAUGGCACACAGUCCUGCCUUCUCGCAAGACCAGCUCAGCCGACCGAGCUUGAACGGCACUGUGAAGGAGGAACCACAAGGCGAGAAGCGCCUUUCCGUCGAAGACGGACAUCGCGGCAAGGGCAAGAAGGUCCGCGAGGUGUUUAUCAGCGGUGUGCACAAGAGCCGUGCGCGCGUCACGACGAUCUCGAAGAAGAUCGGGCACAACGUCGGGCGGCACAACCACCAAGCCGGCGGGCGUAUGAAGCGGUCGACGUCUGCCCCAGACUUCCGCGCACUGCUCGGCCAGACACCAUACCAGGCCUCCUCAAUCCACUUACGACAGCACCUCAGUAUCUACACGUCACAACAAGACUUGUCGCUUUUGGAAGCCCCGCCACCGCCACCUCCGCCUCCACAACCUUCGAGUGCACCUACCCUCUCGCGAAACAACGCACGGCUAGCGAAAGACCGGCGAUUGCUCAGCAAUCUGUGGCUCAUGUCAUCAGCGACCUUCCGCAGACUGGGCAAGAUCGAGCAGGCGAGGGGGGCCAUCCAGGAGGCGGAGGUCCGCGACGAGUGCAACCCCGCUGUCUGGGUGCAGCUCGGGCUGUACUACCUCGCGCUGGACGAAGACCGCAAAGCGCUCGAGGCCUUCCAGAAGGCGCUCUUCAUCGCGCCGAGCGACGUGUCCGCGACGAUCCACCUCUGCCGCGUGUACCUCGGCGCGCUCCAGGACGGCGCCGGCAAGCCGAAGCCAAAGGCGAGCAUCGCGCCCGCAGACAAGGACAACGUCGACCUCGCCGUCGGCCUGCUCUCCGCGCUCACGAAGGGCGAGGGCUGGGACGUGCCCGAGGCGUGGUACUUCCUCGCGAAGAUGUACGCGUUGCAGGGUCGGCAGGACCGCGAGCGCGAAUGCUUGUGCUUCGCGCUUACGUUGUCGGAGAACAGGCCGCUGCGGGAUGCGGGCGUGGCGGUGGGAUGGUGUCUGUGAGGACGGGCGUUAUGUGCGUGGGUUGGACACGGGUGCUUGGUAGUUGGAUACCCUGGGUAUAGGAUCGGGGGUGAUGUGUGGCGGCGCUGGUAGGGAAUAGGUUGCGGACGUGCGGUUACCCCACUUGCUGUUAAUCCCGUAUUGAACUAUGGUUUCUAAUGAACAAUCGAGCGAG